GGUGUACAAUCCAUACAGAAUACAGCCCUGACCAGCAGAUAUGUGAUCUCUCAGUAUGCAAAUUAUCUGAAUUGGCCAUGGAAACCUAUCAACAAGGGAGAGAUGGAAAUGGAAAUAAAGAAACUUACUCAUAUUGUUUCAAGGUUUUAGACUUAUUAAACAGCAUAAACUUGACUAGGGCACAUCAGAGACCGGACGUACACCUCUCUACCAAGGACACUGUGUGUGAUGAAACAAGGAGCGAGUAUCGAGAUAAAUAUGCAUUACCUGAGAAAAUUCUCAAUCUGUCAGAAUUCAGAAGCAGACUUCUUCCCAGUAAACAGUUUCAAAAGGAAAACUAUACUUUACCAAUUACCAUCUUCAAAGAAGUGAAGAAGGACAAAAAGGCUUUUCCCAUUAUGCAUAAGGACUUUGGCCUUUUAAAUGGAGGAGAUAUGAGUACAUUAUUUCUCACACAUAUUGCCAUUGGGAAAAAUCUGAUUCAGUCAGAAUCUUUGUCUUCAGCUCAAGAAAUGUUUCACAUGAGAGAUGUAUCAUGUCAGAUGCUUUCUCAUGAACCAAGGAGCAGAAAGCUGAGAUCGGAAAUGCUUCAGUCCCAUAUCCUGCCUCCUGUUCAUGUGGAUUCAGGAAACUUCACACGAGAUCUACAAGAGAUCUACUGUAUGUGUUCAUCUCCUCAUCAAGACAGUAUGGGUGUGAAUGGAGUUAAAUACUUUGAAGACCUGAGAGAUCUUCAAUGCAAACUUUUUAAAGGAGUCCUGAAAGAAACUGAGAGAGCCAAGCACAUAACUAAAGAAGAAAAAAAGAAGUCUGUGGAACCAUCAUUUAAGAGAAGAGAAACAAAAAGCAGAUGUAUGGAAUUUGCAGCCCCAUUAAUAAGCAGGAAUGAUGUUUAUUACUCAACCUACAAACAUCAUUGACAUUUCCAGAUAUUUGUAUGAUUGUAUUUACUGUAGGUAAAUAUUUGACCAACUUAUCUGUGCUAAUAGAACAAUAAAAUAUUAAUGCAUGUC
Messenger RNA from Lepisosteus oculatus (spotted gar), 1013 nucleotides. The record is from RefSeq and is a predicted model, not a curated record. Lineage: Eukaryota; Metazoa; Chordata; Actinopteri; Semionotiformes; Lepisosteidae.